Messenger RNA from Lycium barbarum (goji berry), 378 nucleotides. RefSeq lists its product as uncharacterized. The coding region runs from base 1 to 378 and encodes 125 amino acids. The transcript has a single exon. Lineage: Eukaryota; Viridiplantae; Streptophyta; Magnoliopsida; Solanales; Solanaceae. The record is from RefSeq and is a predicted model, not a curated record.
AUGAGUAGAAGAGUAAGUUUUAGCCCUGAUCAGGUCCAUGACCAAAACAAUUUCUACUUUAAAAAGAAGCCAUCAUCUUCAUCUAAUUGGAAUUCUAGCCUUCAAAAGAGCUCUUCUUCUUCUUCUGAAUUUUCUAUGGCUAGUUUUCUAAAGAAUAUUGGAACAAAAGUGAAUAGUGCACUAAAUUUCCUUUCAAAUUCGAAUAGAAAAAGAUCAUCACGUAAAGUGUCAUCAUCAGCAAGUUUAGCAAGGUCACGUUCAUAUGCAGAAACAUUUCAUGAUUCUCAAAGAGCUGAAGCUAUUGAAGAUUGUAUUGAGUUCUUGAAUUCUUCUUCUUGUUUACAUAGAUCAAGUUCUGUUUCUAGCAGUACUUGCUAA